Molecule: messenger RNA, 1408 nt
Organism: Syzygium oleosum
Lineage: Eukaryota; Viridiplantae; Streptophyta; Magnoliopsida; Myrtales; Myrtaceae
Product: protein MIZU-KUSSEI 1
Exons: 1
Coding region: 251-1075 (274 amino acids)
Biological process (GO): hydrotropism
Source: RefSeq, a predicted model, not a curated record
CUGUCUCUAUUCUCUCACCCGUUUCUUCUCCUUCUCCUCCUCCUUCUUCAUCAGUGAGUCCCACAAACGCUGACAAAAAGCACCACCGGAGAACACAGAAUGACUCCACACUAACUCACAUAUAUAUAUUUCUUUCCAACUCCCCGGCAAUUCAGCGUCCUCCUACAAGCAAAAACCUUACAUUGAUCGAGAGAACCAAAACGCCCUCUCUCUCUCUCUCUCUCUCUCUCUCUCUCUUGUCUUCUCUGUGAUGAUGAAGACAAUCCUCUCAGGCUCGCCCCACGAGUCCUCCCUCUCUUUCUCCCGACGCUACUUCAACUGGAGAAAGAAGCUCACCAGCGACGACGAAGACCAAACCCUCAACUUCAAGUUCAGCUCCUCCUCCGAUCACUUCUUCGACGACGAUGACGACCCCAUCCAUGACGAGCCCGACUACCCUGUCCCCAAUUCUCUCACCCCGUUCCAGGCCCCGCCCAAGAAGCUCCCGAAGCUCCGCUCCGCACUCCACCUCUUCAGCAAGAAGCGUUCCAAGUUCCACGCCCUGCGUAGGACGCAUGUGGUCGGGACGCUCUUCGGCAACCGGCGGGGCCAUGUCCACUUCGCGUUCCAGGACGACCCAAGUUCGGCCCCGGCCUUCCUAAUCCAGCUGGCGGUGCCGACGAGCAUCCUGGUGCGUGAGAUGGCAUCAGGGCUUGUGCGGAUCGCCCUCGAGUGCGAUAAGAAGGCAACGGCAGCGGCAGAGGCCGCCAAGAAGAAGAAGAAGAAGAAUGGCGGGAAGCUCAUAGAAGAGGCGUUGUGGAGGACGUACUGCAACGGGAGGAAGUGUGGCUACGCACUGCGAAGUGGGUGUGGCGAGGAGGAGGAGAAGGUGCUGAGGGCGCUGGAAGUGGUCUCGAUGGGGGCCGGGGUUUUGCCGGGCGAUGAGGGCGAUGGCGCGGGGGAGGAGGGGGAGAUGAUGUACAUGAGGGCGAGGUUUGAGAGGGUGGUCGGAACUGGGGAUUCGGAGGCGUUCUACAUGAUGAGCCCCGACGGGAGCGGCGGUCCCGAGCUCAGCCUUUACUUGCUCAGAGUUUGAGGUUCUUGGUGAAAGAUGAAAUGGGAGUUAAGGAUGAGAGAGUUGCUUGGUGUUUUUAAGUUUUGGCUUGUUUUUUGCUUGUUUUGUCUUUUCUUGUUGGACUGAUGAUGUGUUCUUAGUAUUACUUCAGCAGCCAAAGGUGGUUGAAUUGAAUAGGUUCUUAAACGAGUAAAAAAGGGUAGCGAAUGAAGAUCAUCGACGUCUGUCUCGUUUUGUUUUGACUAGAAUAAGCUGCGAUUAUUGGUCACUUCUUGAGUUUUAUUGCUCUUGGCAAAGUGCGUAUGAAAAUGAUGACGAUAUGAUAGUCAAAUCCAGUUUUUUGCCUCUCGAUUA